AUAGCUUCGGUCGGUGGUGAUAUUUGUAUAAGAUCAAGUCACACAAUCCACACACACACACACACACACAAUCCUCAUUUGCAUGCGUUUUGUUUUCAAUGGCAGUUGAAGCUUCACAUUUCACUCUCUUCUCACCUCCAAACAUUGAAAUGAUGUAUCAAAACAACGGUAGUAUGGCGUACGGAACUAAGCCGGAGAAACUUCUUCCGGCGUAUCAUUUCCGACCGACGGAUGCUUUUCCGGCGACGGUUUCCAGAAAACGAUCACGUGAUUCAUCUUCAUUCAUUCCGGUACCGUUCUCCGUACAAAAUGUUGACUCUAAAGGAAACCGAGUAGGCGAGUUGACGUUUCUCGCCGGAGAUAUUUCCUCGCAGAUGUAUCAACAACAAUCGGAGAUUGACCGAUUAAUUGCUCAUCACACGGAGAAAGUGAGAUCGGAGAUGGAACAGAUACAGAAGCAAAACACAAUGAGAAUGAUAACAGCUGUAAACGAAGCUAUAACGAAACGACUGAAAACAAAAGAGGACGAAUAUCUGAAAAUCGGACGGUUGAACUGGACGCUAGAGGAAAAAGUGAAAUCUCUGAAUAUAGAGAAUGAAAUCCUGAAAGAAUUGGUUCAAACAAACGAGGCAACAGCAAACGCUUUACGUAACAAACUGCAACAGGUGCUAGCACAGGUUCAGCAACAACAACAACAACAACAUCAUUUCGAUUCAGAUGCUCAGUCAUACUGUGGCAGCAAUUACGAGGAGGAUAACCGUCAGGUGGCGGAAAACGACGACGGUGAAGGAAAGAGAAAAGUGAGUGGUAAUGAUGAAAAUGAGGAUUGUAAGACCACCAGUAGGUACGGCAGAAUGAAGAGGUGGUGCCGGAGGUGUGAGAAAGAGGAGUCAUGCGUGUUGCUGCUGCCUUGCAGGCAUUUAUGUGUGUGUACGUUGUGUGUCUCGUCUAUCAGCUUUUGCCCUGUCUGCAAUGUUGCAAAGACCGCUGGUGUGAUGGUUAACAUGAGCUCAUCUUGACAGAUUAUUAUUAUUAUUAUUAUUAAUGUUUAGCUCGUUUUAGGCUAGAGAAGUGUAAUUAAAGUUGAACUCUUUUUUGUUAUUUUUAUUAUGUGAAGGUGAAGAAAGGAAUUGUUUAUUUUAUUGAUGCAGCGUUGGUAA
Helianthus annuus (common sunflower) is the source of this 1160-nucleotide messenger RNA. RefSeq names its product probable BOI-related E3 ubiquitin-protein ligase 3. Lineage: Eukaryota; Viridiplantae; Streptophyta; Magnoliopsida; Asterales; Asteraceae. Gene Ontology annotation, biological process: regulation of programmed cell death. The transcript is spliced from 3 exons. The record is from RefSeq and is a predicted model, not a curated record. The coding region runs from base 99 to 1019 and encodes 306 amino acids. Gene Ontology annotation, molecular function: ubiquitin-protein transferase activity.